AUGCCGCGCCGUCGCAAACCUCCGCGCGCAGGAGCUCUCGCAGAGUUAGCACCUCUCAAAAUCGCAGGCCAGAUCGCGACGCUGCAGGCCAUUUACUACUUCGCGGCACUGGUUCUUAUUAUAUUCACGGCGCUCGUGUCGGGCUCUGGCUUUAGUUGGACGCUAGUAUUUGGCUGGGAGGGCGUGAGGGGAGAUACGACGCAUGGAUGGCUCAUGUCAUUCAUCCUUUUGCUAGAUGGAGGGUUGAUUAUCUCCAUCGCGAUAGUUGCUCUUAUAGCUCGAUCCAAACUCGUUCCUGACUUCGCCCUGACUGUCCACUUCCUCCAUCUCGUUGUCGCAUCUCUCUACAGUGGCCGCAUUCCUCGCCAUGGAGCCUGGUGGCUUACCAUGCUAAUCUCAUCCGCGAUCUCUGUUAGUCUCGGUAUCUGGGGCUGUCAGUACCGCGAGCUUCAGCCUCUCUUCUUUGGCGGUCGUCCCAUUCUUCCUGCUACAGGUCCUGCGUCUACCGAUGGCACUGCGACGCAGCCUAGUACCGCUGAUGAGGAGAUGGCCAUUCCUGUGAGAGGACGGGGCAGAGAUGGUGGUGGGGAAUACGAGAUGGCGCCUAUGCAGCCUGUAAGAUGA
Molecule: messenger RNA, 624 nt
Organism: Fusarium coffeatum
Lineage: Eukaryota; Fungi; Ascomycota; Sordariomycetes; Hypocreales; Nectriaceae
Exons: 2
Coding region: 1-624 (207 amino acids)
Biological process (GO): protein localization to Golgi apparatus; Golgi to plasma membrane protein transport; Golgi to endosome transport
Cellular component (GO): trans-Golgi network; Golgi membrane
Source: RefSeq, a predicted model, not a curated record